Meloidogyne enterolobii is the source of this 222-nucleotide messenger RNA. Lineage: Eukaryota; Metazoa; Nematoda; Chromadorea; Rhabditida; Meloidogynidae. The record is from the annotation of a GenBank genome assembly.
UGUAUUGUUUAUGUUGCAUUCGGUACAGUCUUCGAAGAUGGUGGACUGAAAGAUCAUCUUUUGGAAAUGUUAGAAGAAUUUAAAAAAUAUGGCAAUUGUUUAUUUAAAGUUAGAAUUGGAAAAAAUGAGAUAACAAAAACAUAUAAAGCAGAUAAUAUAGAAUUUUUGGAAGGAUUAGCCCCACAGCAAGAAAUAUUAGGUAUUGUUUUAUUGGAAAAUUAA